This is a messenger RNA of Apis cerana (Asiatic honeybee), 2994 nucleotides long. RefSeq lists its product as uncharacterized. NCBI's taxonomy places the organism in Eukaryota, Metazoa, Arthropoda, Insecta, Hymenoptera, Apidae. Gene Ontology annotation, biological process: proteolysis. Gene Ontology annotation, molecular function: serine-type endopeptidase activity. The record is from RefSeq and is a predicted model, not a curated record.
GAUAGCUUCAUCAACUCUAUUCUUUAGUCGAUAUCCUGAUGUCGAAUAUAAUGGACGUUAUGUUUUUUAAAAUAUGAACUCUCAAUAAUUAAACAAUAAAAGUGAAAUUCAUUAUUUUAUCUUUUUCGACAAAGUUUUUUUUUGUUUAAUUACGAUAAUAUCGAAAAUGAUUAAAUUAUUUCUUUUAACUAUUUUUCAAGCGAUGAUAUUAAGUUAUGCAGUCGCUCAAAAUCAAGAACAAUCAACUUGUACGUCAAUUAAUGGCAGAAUCGGUAGAUGCAUCAUAAUACGUCAGUGUCCAGAAUUAUUAAAUAUACUUCAAACACGCCCCCUUAAAUCAGAAACUAUAGAUUUACUAAGACAAUUGCAAUGCGGUUUUGAUGGUAAUAAUCCCACAGUCUGUUGUCCGAUUCAAAAUGCAAAUAUCGAUACAACGUAUCGAGACAAUAAUGAAAAUGAUAUAAAAUCGAAUCAAAGUUUUAAAGAGCAAAACGAGCAAAGUACCGAUAAAAAUAUCGAUGAUGAGAAUUUACAAUAUGAUUUUUCCAAUAAUUCUUUGAUUCCAACCGAUUGUGGAAAUGAUUUGUCUCAAAGAAUUAUAGGAGGAGAAAUUACAGAGCUCGAUGAAUUCCCUUGGAUGGUACUUCUGGAACACGCCAAACCGAAUGGAAAAGUUAUAAUUUGUGGUGGAGUUCUUAUCAGUCGGCGUUAUGUUUUAACGGCAGCGCAUUGCAUCAAGGGAAAAGAUUUACCAAUUACAUGGCGUUUAGAGAGUGUUCGUCUAGGCGAAUAUAACACCGAUACAAAUCCUGAUUGUGUUCAGGAUGAUGAAAAUACCUUACUUUGCGCGGACGAACCUAUAUCGAUUGGAGUCGAAGAACAAAUGGCACACGAAAAUUAUCGACCACGUUCGAGAGAUCAGAAAUACGAUAUCGCACUUCUAAGAUUAUCCCGCGACGUUACAUUCACCAAUUACAUAAAACCUAUUUGUUUACCAUCCACUGCUUCUCUUGGGCAAAAACUGUUCGUGGCUGGGUGGGGAAAGACAGAGAACGGUUCAUCGUCGAACGUGAAGUUAAAAGUUUCUUUGCCUUUUGUCAAUAAACAACAGUGUCAAUUGACUUACGAUAAUGUGCAAGUAUCGCUCGGUUACGGACAGAUUUGUGUCGGGGGACAAAAAGGUAAAGACUCGUGUAGAGGAGAUUCGGGCGGACCUUUAAUGACCGUAGAAAGAGAACGCAAUGGUAAUGGAAGAUGGAUUGUCGCAGGUAUUGUUUCUUUCGGACCAUUGCCUUGUGGUAUGUUUGGAUGGCCUGGCGUUUAUACAAGAACAAUUGAUUUUAUACCCUGGAUACUUAGUAAAAUGAAACCUUUCGAGAUAAUCCGAGUAAUCCACUUCCGUAAACGAAGGAUUCUUUUUAUAGAAGAUAGAUGUACCACACCACAGAAAAAAAUUGGUGUUUGCAUCGAUAUACGUGAUUGUCAACCACUGGUAAAAAUUCUUAGACAAAGACCAGUAUCGGUAGAAUCUGUUAAUUAUCUGAUCAGCUUUCAUUGUGGAUUCAAUGGUAAUUAUUCAAAAGUAUGUUGUGAAGCACAGAAUCCAGUAAGAGAUGAAUCAAACUCGUCUGUAAUUUCUGAACCUCCGGACGUCACGAAUCAUCCGAAUUUAUCAUUACUGAAUCAUGAUAUAUGCGGCCCAAUAGCGGAGCAAAAAAUUUUCGGUGGUAAUAAAACCGGGAUAUUUGACUAUCCAUGGAUGGCGUUACUUUUUUACGAUACAGGAAAUUUAAUUCCGGAAUUUCGAUGCGGGGGAUCGCUGAUCAAUAAACGAUACAUACUCACUGCUGCUCAUUGCGUUACAUCGUUACCACCUGAACUCAGAUUAAUCGGAGUACGAUUAGGAGAGCAUAAUUUUAGAACUGAACGCGAUUGCGAGAAAGCGAACGAACUUGAAGUUGUUUGCGCUGAGAGAUAUCAAGAUUUCAGUAUAGAAAAGACUCAUUUUCAUCCAGAAUUUUCACGAGGGAAAUUACAAAAUGACAUUGCUUUGGUACGAUUGAACAACGACGCUGAUUUUAGACCGCAAAAUGUUCGACCGAUUUGCAUGCCAAUCGGAUCGGCCGCCAUCUUAUCUCAAAAAAAAGUAACAGUAACAGGUUGGGGUACAACUGAACUUGGAUUACGUAGUCAAGAAUUGUUACAAGUUCAUUUGUCACUAGUAAAUACAGAGAAAUGUGCACAGGUGUAUAAAGAAAGAAAAACGCAAAUUUGGUAUAAACAAAUAUGCGCGGGUGGCAAAAAUGGUAUGGAUUCUUGUUCGGGAGAUAGCGGUGGACCACUUCAAGCCCCAGGAAUGUAUAAUAAUAAUCUAAAAUACAUUCAAUACGGACUUGUUAGUUUUGGACCCACUAAGUGCGGUCUAGAAGGAGUACCUGCAGUUUAUACUAAUCUUGUGUAUUAUAUGGAUUGGAUUCUAAAUACUAUUAGCGCAUAAAAAAAGAAUGCUUUUAACUUAAUUUUUUAAUUAUGUAAUUAUUGUUGAUAUAUUUUUUUUAAUUAUUGUUAAUUAUUGUUAAUUGUUAUUUCAAAAAUAUCUAAAACAAAAAUUAUCCAAAUAUCCUAAAGUUCCUAAAAUGAAAAAAAUCGAACGUUUUUAGUUAUUUUUGACUAAUAACAGUCAUUGCUAUCAUGAAAUAUGAAUAUCCCAGUCUUGAGUCUUUGAAAAUUUGAAUAUAUCAAUUAAUAAUAUACUAGAUUUUUAGAAUUAAGAAUUUAUAGAUUCUUAGAAAUAAGGAUGUAAGAUAUUUUAAAGAUAUUUCGACAAUUAAUUUAAUAUUGUUAAUAUUAAAGCUCUUUAUUUAUAAAUUAUUUGCUACUAUAAAUAUUAUAUUAUGAUUAUAUAUGAUUUAUAAAUAUAAUAAUUACUUAAUUACAUUGUAUAAUUUGUAUGGUUUUAAUUUUGUUAACAUUAAAAUAAAAUCUUAUAAAUUA